AUGCCCGACUCUCCCCGCGAGGAGCGCCGGCGCUCACGUUCACGCUCGCCGCCUCGCCGCCCAAAAGCCCACGGAGGUUUUCGCUGGAAAGACAAGCGCAGCGCAAACAACGACACUCAAAAUGAAGGUGAUGCACGCCUAGAGCGGGGUUAUCGGAAUCGCUCUCCCCGAAGACCGCAUGAUCGAGAGCGAGAGCGAGAUCGUGGUGGUGAUCGUGACCGGUACAGAGGCGAAUAUCGAGACCGAGAACGGGGUGGAGAUCGGGACCGCAGCGAUUACCGCGAUAACCGAGACAGGGACAGACCUAGAGAGAGGAGCCGUGACCGUGACCGUGACCGCGACCAGCGCCCCAAAGAAAAGAAAGAGAAGAAGGAGAAGAAGCCCAAGCCCGCGCCCGUCGGCGGCGGCGAAGCAAUGAUAAUCGUGCACGUCAACGACCGUCUAGGAACGAAAGCUGCGAUUCCUUGUCUGCCCUCCGACACGGUAGGGAACUUCAAGGCCCUUGUCGCUGCGCAUAUUGGACGUGAACCGCAUGAGAUUCUGCUUAAGAGGCAGGGAGAGCGGCCGUUUAAGGAUUUUAUUUCGUUGGCGGAUUAUAGUAUUGGAAAUGGGGUACAGUUGGAUUUGGAGGUCGGAACUGGGGAUUAA
This is a messenger RNA of Aspergillus puulaauensis, 648 nucleotides long. RefSeq names its product ubiquitin-like protein HUB1. Gene Ontology annotation, biological process: mRNA splicing, via spliceosome; protein modification process. The coding region runs from base 1 to 648 and encodes 215 amino acids. NCBI's taxonomy places the organism in Eukaryota, Fungi, Ascomycota, Eurotiomycetes, Eurotiales, Aspergillaceae. The record is from RefSeq and is a predicted model, not a curated record. The transcript has a single exon. Gene Ontology annotation, cellular component: nucleus; cytoplasm. Gene Ontology annotation, molecular function: protein tag activity.